This is a messenger RNA of Anneissia japonica, 3344 nucleotides long. Its product is annotated as E3 ubiquitin-protein ligase KCMF1-like. NCBI's taxonomy places the organism in Eukaryota, Metazoa, Echinodermata, Crinoidea, Comatulida, Comatulidae. Gene Ontology annotation, molecular function: zinc ion binding. Gene Ontology annotation, biological process: synaptic signaling. The record is from RefSeq and is a predicted model, not a curated record. Gene Ontology annotation, cellular component: plasma membrane. The coding region runs from base 185 to 1291 and encodes 368 amino acids. The transcript is spliced from 7 exons.
AACGAGCUGAGUUGUGAGCUAGGAUAGGGAUAUUUUUCAAAAGGCGUAUUAUCCCGGAAGAUAAUAAAUAAUUGAUAAUUCAUCAUUUUAUAAUAAAACGACAUAUUAAUGCAAACAAGAAAUUGUAUCUUUAGGUACGAAAGCCGGUUUUGGACCGCCCGUCACCCAUAUUUAUUCACCUAUAAUGUCUCGACAUGAAGGUGUCAGCUGUGAUUCUUGCAUGAAAAGUAAUUUUCGUGGUAGGCGCUACAAAUGUCUUAUCUGUUAUGAUUAUGAUCUAUGUGCAAGCUGCUAUGAGAACGGUGCUACAACCCCAAGACACACAGCUGAACACCCAAUGCAGUGCAUAUUGACCAGGUCUGAUUUCGAUAUAUAUUACGGAGGGGAAUCAAUAUCAUUGGAGCAGACGCAGGCCUUCACGUGUCCCUACUGUGGUAAGAUGGGGUUUACAGAGACCACUCUACAGGAACAUGUGACAUCGGAACAUGCUGAUUCCUCACAAGAAGUGGUGUGUCCUGUUUGUGCAGCAGUUCCAGGUGGUGAACCUAACCUUGUGACGGAUGAUUUUUCUGCUCAUCUGACAUUAGAACACAGGACGUCUAGAGAUUUGGAUGAAGCAGGUGCAGGUAGGCACGUAAGAAGAAUGUUCCACCCCGGGCGUGGCCUUGGACCACGUACUAGGCGAACUAACAUGCACUUUAGCAGCGGUACCGGUCUCUCAAGCCAACCGUCAAGUUCUCCUGGCAGUAGGGAAACAAUGGACCCAAUUGCAGAAUUACUAUCACAAUUAUCUGGGGUUCGGAGGUCGGCAGGACACUCAUCAACAGCCUCCCAGCUCCAGCAGUUGCAGAUUAUGCAGCUGCAAUUAGAGAGGCAGCAGGUUCAACAUGCCCAGCAAGGCAGCACAAGACAGCAGGUUGAAAGGCUACCAGUACCCAGAAGGCAGAUGGUGCCAUCCAAUAAUAAUAACCCAAGUCAAAGUUCAAGUGGGGGUGUUCUAGGAAAUGCAGCUUGUAAUACACAAAGAGACUCACAGUUUCUAUUAUCUAGGAUUAACGGCUCAUCCGUGACAGAUACAGAGCAACAAGCUAUCGAGGAGGAACAGGCAGAUAGGAGUUUCUUUCUUCAGGACAUCAUUCUCUCGACGCUAAACGAUUCAGAUAAAGAGUCCGACACUUCUGAGUCGUUACACGAGUCUUCAGGGGCAUGGGGUUAUGCUGAUGAUCCGUCAGACGCUACGUUAGAUAAGUUUAGUUCUUUGCAAUUGAGAGAUAAAUCGCCAGAUUCAUAGCAUUAAAUUUAGGAAGUUUGUAUAAUGGUAAUUGUGUACGGUCUUGAGCCUAAUGCCUUCUUACACAGGAACACUCACAUGGCCUAAAUGCCUAGAUAUUAUACUCAAAUUUAGUGUCAAAAAAAAGGGUUGUGCAUUUAUUAAUAUACUGAACAUUUGGUAUAUAAACAGCGUACGUGUAAGGAUCCUGCAUAUGUUUUGGUGUUCUCACGGCGUUUGUGACGUGUUCUGCCAUUUGGCUGUAGUUCGAUCAUGUGACUGACCUUGAAUUACAUAUCAAUAAACCAUCUCGAUGUAUGUUUCAUAUAUGAUUGCAUGCCUGCUAGCUUCCUAUCAGCGUCCCUGGAGCCUAAAUCUGGUAUGCUUGGCUACUAAAUUUAGUUAACCUAGCAUUGGCCAUCCUAGAACCACUUGGUUAGUAGGCUUGGCUGAAUAAAAAACCAUACCUGCAAGCCAAUACAUCUAAUAUUGUGGGAGGCUUGCCAAUUUAGUUUAGCCAAGCAUAUCAUCACUGGACAGCCAAGCAUAUUAUCAUUGAAGCUUGGCCUACAGUAUCUGUUUAGCCUAGCAGGUUGCACCAUUGCGGUUUUACAAUUUGUAGUAACUCAGAAGAUAACACAAAAUUAAAAAUUGCUUACUUUCUGUAAGCAUGUGUGUCCAAAUGUAGACUCAAUCUAUUCCCAAUUUGUUUUUGUAUUAAAAGAUGAAAUUCUUAUUCUGCCAACCUAUAUAUAUAUACACACAACGAUUACAACAGUAUGUUAGUCUUUUUAAGAAUGUAUACGUAUGUGUGACUCCAAUUUCAACAUGUUUUUAUGUGUGUUUUCAAACCCCCUAAGCUUCACAAGCACAUUGGUCAUUUCUAUUUCCUUCUACCUUAUAAUGCCUUUUGUCAUUCCAAAAGUAGUGGCAAGUAGAAUUCAAUUUCUUUAUUGUGAUUAUUUAUUUAUUUAUUUAUUUUUUAAGAGGAAGGUGGUUAAGAGUGAUGAUCUAACCUCCUGUAAAGACGAGUCCAGUGUCAUUUCAUAGUAAAUACUACACCUGUACUUUAUAAAAUAUUCAACAAUAUACAAUCACAAUCUGUCCUGCUAGUUGUUAAUAUUUUUGGUUGAGUAAAUAGAAAUAUAUGUGUCCAUUAUUCAAGUAGGAAUUGCAGUGAUGAAGUGAUGGUGUGUGCCAAUUCCUAUUUUUCAUGUCAAUUUGAAUUAAUUUCAUAUGUUUAUGAAUCCGAUCGACUCUCUUGAAACUCACCCACCCCUUUCAGUUGUCUUUAUUCUGCAAGGUAAUUUUACAGCAUUUUCACAAUAAAAUUCAAGAAAGUAGGAAUUUUAAAGGAGAAAAAAAAAUAUUUGAAAAUGUACACAUAUGUAUUGGGAAAUUCUCUUCUAAUUAUAAUAAUGAAUGUAACUGCAUUACAAUAUGACUUAAUUUCAAUUAUAAUAUAGAAUUUUUGUAAUGAGUUAUGUGAUGGUAAAUUGUGGAGGAAUUGAUCCAGAACACACUCCCUUGAUUUUGAGGAAAAACAUAUUAGCCACCUCUGGACUUUUAUACCCAAACCCUCCGACUAUCAUUUUAUUGCUGUACCAACUGUACCCAGAGGUGAAGAUAAUGUAACCUUCUGCAUGUCACUGUUAGAUCACAUAGCAAUCAAACGUGAUCACAUAACAAAGUGUUUAAGUGUAGUUUGAAUCCUGAUAAAUCCCUUUGUAUCGGUCAGAUUUACAAUCAAGUAGUAAUUCAUGUAAACCAAAUAUGUUACCUUUUUUUCAACACAAUUACUUCAAAAAUUACUUGGUAAAUAAUAUUUUUUUAAUUUUUUUUUUCAUGUAAUGAUCUUUUAUGAACUAUAUCAACUAUAUUGUGGUUUGCUAAAUUAAUUUCAAUGAUUAGGUCAUUGCACAUUUUAGUUAUUACUUAUUCCACCAGUUAUUUUGGUGUCUUUAGUUCAGAAUCUAUGUUUCCAUUGAAAUAUGUAAACAAUACAUAAGCUUCUUAAUACAGUUGUUGAAAAAAUGUUUUGAGCAAAUAUUAAAACAAAUGUUUAAAUGCAAAA